This is a messenger RNA of Aspergillus campestris IBT 28561, 1767 nucleotides long. RefSeq names its product aspartate transaminase. The transcript has 4 exons. Gene Ontology annotation, molecular function: L-aspartate:2-oxoglutarate transaminase activity; pyridoxal phosphate binding. Gene Ontology annotation, cellular component: cytosol. Gene Ontology annotation, biological process: L-aspartate biosynthetic process. Lineage: Eukaryota; Fungi; Ascomycota; Eurotiomycetes; Eurotiales; Aspergillaceae. The record is from RefSeq and is a predicted model, not a curated record. The coding region runs from base 439 to 1677 and encodes 412 amino acids.
CUCGUACGGGUUAAUAGAGGACAUGUGAAUAGUCUCCGUAUGUCGUCAUAAUCCAAAGAGCAGAACAUCCUCGGCUCAACGGUCGGCCUUUCAGGAUUUAUAUUUAUGCUGGAUUCAUCGCCAUUUUCUGGCUGCUUUUCUCUCCAUUUCCUGUUGUGUUAUUAUACUUCUUAUAAUACUGUAUUUCUAUCCUUCAUUCUUCCUGAUUUCAAAACAGGUCUCUCCGUCCAUUCCUUUCUUCCCCCCGGUGAACGCAAACAGCAACCUCCUCUCCAAUCCAACUGCAAUCAUUCAAUCGUUCACGGUCGUCACAUCCAAUCAGGCUAAUCUGCGCUGUUUUGCUUCCAACCGUGGAUUACGUACCUGAUUGAUCACUGUCUUGGCUGUUACCACCCUUACUACCUGCUUUAUUAUACUAUAAUACCCCUCGUCGCCACCAUGUCUCCUCCCUCCUCUUCCCCAUCCGUCUCCUCCGCUCGCGCCCGUCUCGAAAACCUCAAAUCGCACAUCAUGGGUUCCUCUGCGCCUGCCUCCGUCUUCUCCGCCGCCGUCGUCCCCUCGGCUCCCGAGGAUCCUCUCUUCGGUCUCGCGCAGGCUUUCCGCCAAGAUCCCUCCGAUAAGAAGGUCGAUCUCGUCAUCGGUGCCUAUCGCGAUGAUCACUCCAAGCCCUGGGUGUUGCCGGUGGUCAAGAAGGCCGACAACCUCGUCCGCAAUGAUCCCACUCUCAACCACGAAUACCUCCCCAUCAAGGGUCUCGCCGAUUACGACUCCGCCGCCCAGAAGCUCAUGAUCGGCGCGGAUAGCCCUGCCAUUCGCGAAAACCGAGUAUGCACCUUCCAAACCAUCUCCGGCACCGGCGCCCUCUACCUCUCCAACCCAACCUGGGCCAACCACCACCAAAUCUUCACCAACGUCGGCCUCACCCUCGCCAACUACCCCUACUUCGACCCUAAGACCAAAGGCCUCGACUUCACCGGCAUGCUCGGCGCCCUCGACACCGCCCCCGCCGGCUCCAUCAUCCUCCUCCACGCCUGCGCCCACAACCCCACAGGCGUAGACCUCACCCAAGACCAAUGGAAGCAAGUCGCAGCCGUCAUGCGCUCCCGCCGCCUCUUCCCCUUCUUCGACUGCGCCUACCAGGGCUUCGCCUCCGGCGACGUCGUCCGCGACGCCUGGGCCGUCCGCUACUUCAUCGACCAGGGCUUCGAGCUGUGCGUCGCCCAGUCCUUCGCCAAGAACUUCGGCCUCUACGGCCAGCGCACUGGCGCCUUCCACUUCGUCUCCGCCCCCGGCGCAGACGCCCCCGCCGCAACCUCCCACGUCGCCUCCCAGCUCGCCAUCCUCCAGCGCUCCGAGAUCUCCAACCCCCCGGCCUACGGCGCGCGCAUCGUCUCCCGCGUCCUGAACGACCCGGCCCUAUUCGCCGAGUGGGAGGGCGACCUCCGCACGAUGAGCGGCCGCAUCGCCGACAUGCGCCGCGGUCUGCGCCAACGCCUCGAAGCCAAGGGCACCCCGGGGUCCUGGACCCACAUCACCGAUCAGAUCGGCAUGUUCAGCUUCACGGGGUUGACAGAGCCGCAGGUGAAGCUGUUGCGGGAGAAGUGGCAUGUUUAUAUGGUGAGUCAUAUAUAUAUAUAUAUAUUAUUCCCCCCCCCCGAAGAAGAGAAUGGAAACUAACGAAUGGAUAGACCAAAAACGGCCGCAUCUCCAUGGCAGGCCUUAACACGCAUAAUCUGGAUUAUUUUGCGGAGGCGGUGGAUAGUGUUG